CAGAAGAAAGACACCGGUUCGUAGUUUUCAUUGGAUUUGUUGAUCGAUUGCCUUUUCCGAGAAAGUGCUCGAUUCUGAGAAUCCGGUUUUAAAGCCCAUCUCAUCGUGACUAGACAAAGAAUAUUGUUUAUUACUAGAACCCUUACAGUACGCUACAUGAGCGGAGAAUGGGGAUCUGGAGCAGGCAAGGGCGGUGGAUCAGGCGGCAGUGUCAGAGAUGCUGGUGGUAGUUUUGGCAAGAUGGAAGCGGCACAAGAAGAGCAGUAUUUCCGCAAACUGCAAGCUGCUCAGCUGAGUGCCCUACAUGACCAUCUGGAUGAGGAGAUCAAACACCACCAGAAGCAGAUUAACAAUCACAAGGACGCCAUUGAGAGGCACAAGAAGAAGAUAUCUCAGUUAAAAGAUGCAGGGGACAAGUAGUUCCACUGAAGGGAUAAAUACAUCAAUCUAUAGUACAAUGCUGGAAGAAACUGUGUCAAAUUCAAGAUCAGUACAACAGAAGCCAUAUCAUGGGAAAAUGAAAACAUCUGUCAUUGGGAAAAAUAUAUGGAGGCAUUGUCAGUUUUUUGUAAAUUAUCAGAAGUGAUUAUUUGAUAGUUUGAGUCAGAAGUCCUGAUUUAAAUGUUAGAUAUCCAAGAGUGUGUGUAUUUGUGUUCUCCUUGAGGAUGUGUGUAUGACUGCCCACUGUGGUUGUAUGGCAUUACAGAGUUCUGUGCCUCAACUAGGAAACAAUUCAAUAAUAAAUUUCACUGCAAA
Haliotis rubra (blacklip abalone) is the source of this 756-nucleotide messenger RNA. RefSeq names its product ATPase inhibitor mai-2, mitochondrial-like. Gene Ontology annotation, biological process: negative regulation of ATP-dependent activity. Bases 157 to 420 code for a protein of 87 amino acids. The record is from RefSeq and is a predicted model, not a curated record. NCBI's taxonomy places the organism in Eukaryota, Metazoa, Mollusca, Gastropoda, Lepetellida, Haliotidae. Gene Ontology annotation, cellular component: mitochondrion. Gene Ontology annotation, molecular function: ATPase inhibitor activity. The transcript has 6 exons.